AAAGAAUGUUUGCAUUGACAAACCCUUUCUUCUAUCAUUUCAAACUUGCAAAAACUCAAAGGCUUGUAAGUCAUAAUGAUGGUAGAAGCUAUAAUUGAUAUCCCAGCUAUCCCAAAGAUAAAUGAGAUUGAAAGUGUUUCCACAAGGAGGCACUCUACUGGGAAGGUUAUCAUGCCAAGUGGUGGAGUAACAGCUAUUUCACGUUACCUCAGAACUUCACAGGGUUCUUGCCAUGACAUUUGCAAAUAUGGAACAGGGUGUAAUCUUGAAACAGAGUCAAAGAGUCGAAGGAGUUCGAUGCCUAAAAUUAUUACACCAAAGCGAGGUGCAGGCCAAACUAGGGAAAGAACUGAAAGUAAAUUGGGGGAGAGAAGGAAGAAAUCAGAAGUUAGUCUUAAGCUCUCUUCAGAUUUCAAUAUCCAGGAACCUGAAUAUCCUGUUGUCAUCAAGAGUACAAAAAGACAAGGAGGACACCAUGUGGAAAACACUGAAACAAAUUUAACAGAUAGAAAGAAAUCAGAAAUUAAUCUCAAGCCUUCUGAUGAUACCAAACCCCAGAAACCAGACUAUUCUGUUGUCAGUCUUAAGCCCUCUCCUGAUGAUCUGGUUGACAUCAAAACUAUAGCAGAAGAAGGUGAAGUCCAAGAUGAAGAAAAUGCUGGAACUAAAUUAUCAAAAGGAGAUAAGAAACCAGAUGUUAGUCAGAAGACUUCUCCCGAUUCCAAAAGCCAGAAACCUGUUGAUCCAGAUCGCAUUGGAAGGGAAGCAUCAUCAUGGAGCGGAAAAGAAUUUGUCUCACCAAAGCAAGUUCCAUUACUUCUCAGGGAAACUGAUUUUGCAGUUGCACAUGCUAGAGAUUCAAAGCUGAAGCGUCAAUCAAAGCCAUAUUCUCCCCUAAAACAGGCAUGUUCGAGUGGCAAACAGAACAUUGAAGGCAGCAAAAGCAAGGAAACAAAUGUUAUGUCCAUGACUUCAUUAGGAGUUUCAGGUGGCAGAAAUAAAGGUGAAAGGACAAUAAGUGAAGGAAUGAGAAACUUUAUGAUUGGUGAGAAGAAAAAUGUAGUGCCAUCAUCUGUUUCCUUGUCUCCCAAAAAAUCAAGUAACAGUGUUUCAAGCAUGAAUGCCAAAAAAAAGAAGUCAAGAGGAGUUUGUCGUUCAAAGAAGCAGGAGAAUUCAAAGAAAAUUAAGCCUGAGAAGUCCUGCGGUAAGGAUGCAAUAGGGUCCAAGAACGUAACAGGAGUUUCUCAUUUGACAGAUCAAGAGAAUGCUCAGAAAUCUUAUUCUAAGCAAACGAGCAUUUCAGAUAUUCCUGAGAAGACUUUGUACAUAAUUGAGUCAAAUCCUGAGAACAAGCCUGCAAAAUCCCUUCAAAGUAGUUUUCAUGUCAGUGAUUUGUCCACAAUGCCAUCUUCAUUUUCUAAGGACAAGAGCGUGAAACACACUGGAUAUGGAAUUCCUAUAGGCCAAUCUCCCCGAUCAUAUGAGAAGAAGAACAUGAUAUACAGGCCAAAAGGAAUUCAUGCCCGUGGAUUGCCUCCAUCCUUGUCCUUACUCCCUGGUAAGAAAGGGUUGGCAUCCACUCCAUAUGGAUUGAAUGUCACUCAACCAUCUUUAACUUCGUCAUCGUCAUUGGCAUCAUCCAAGUCUAUCCAUAGUUAUGACUCAUCAGAACAUGAUGAAGUGGCUGCAAAAAAGCAAACAAGUAGCUCAAAAAUGAUGUGCAAGGGUAGACCUAAAAGGGCUUUGGUAACCACUUUAAAUGACAAACAUUUGCAAGGUGAAAAGAUGAAUUUUCAGAGAGGAAAGGUGAUUGAAGUUCCGCUUGAGGGUUGCACUCCAAGGAGACUUGCAUUUAAGCAAAGAAUGCUCACUGACAACAGAAAUGAUGAUAACCAAAAAGGCGAAGUUGAGGACUGUACUCCAAGGAGACUCAAGUUCAGGAAAAGAGUGCUCAUUAACAACGGAAAUGGUGAUAACCAAAAUGGUAGAUGUGAGGAGUUUAUUCCAAGGAGACUCAACUUCAGGAGGAGAGCUCUUGUUGACGACAGAAAUUCUGAUAACCAAAAUGGUAGAGGUGAGGACUAUACCCCAAGGAAACUUAAGUUCAGGCCAAGAGUGCUUGAUCACAGCAAAAAUGGUAAUAUCCUAAAUAGUGAAGGUUACACAAGCAAGAACAAUUCUGUAGGAAAAGAAGCUGAUAUUGGCCAGGAUAAUGCCAUUGAAGUCCAAUCUGACAAAAUUUCUUUGAGACAUAGUGAUGUUAAAGAGAAGAAAAAUUCAGGGAUUUUGUACAACAAUGUGAUUGAAGAGACUGCAAGUAGGCUUGUGAGGACUAAGUCGAGUAAGGUGAAGGCUUUGGUUAGUGCUUUUGAAUCUGUCAUCUCUCUUCUGGAUACUAGUUUCUCAGAAACAAAUAACAUAUGCGGAGUUACUGAAGGUCUUUGAUGUACUGUACAAACUGAAAAAAAAGGGUAAACUAAAAUUUAAAGGUGAUACGAAAUAACUAACUUCUGAGGAAAAUGCAGUAAUAUAAUGUGAGGAAAGCUUUGAGUAAUUAAGAGUUAUCCAUGUGUUUUUGCCCUGUAUAUUAGGCCUUAAUGCCGUUUUGCUUUGUAUUGCUCUUUUUUCCUGUACAUCAGCUAUAGAGAAUGAAAACUUGCAUCGGAUGGUAUUUAACUAUGGGAUA
This is a messenger RNA of Theobroma umbraticum, 2686 nucleotides long. RefSeq lists its product as uncharacterized. The record is from RefSeq and is a predicted model, not a curated record. Gene Ontology annotation, molecular function: calmodulin binding. NCBI's taxonomy places the organism in Eukaryota, Viridiplantae, Streptophyta, Magnoliopsida, Malvales, Malvaceae.